Molecule: messenger RNA, 2036 nt
Organism: Arabidopsis arenosa
Lineage: Eukaryota; Viridiplantae; Streptophyta; Magnoliopsida; Brassicales; Brassicaceae
Source: the annotation of a GenBank genome assembly
GUUUGACUUUCUUUUGUCGCUCUACCCAUCUCUUCUUCCAUUUUCAUUUAACUACAUAGGUUCAUUCUUUGGAAUUUUUGUCUUAGUUUAAUUUAUUACAAAUUAUGUGACUGAAUUUUUCAAAUUGUUUUCUCUUCCAGCUGUAGCCUCCUUCAGAAGAGACAGUUCUUCCACUCUCAUCGAGCUCAGAUGCUCGAUGAUUUCGUUGAUGUGACCAAGGAUGAGAAGCAGAUGAUGCACAUGUGGAACUCGUUUGUGAGGAAGCAGCGGUGCUGGAGAGUGUUUAUGUACCGGCCAACCAGACUUCCAUUCAAGAUGACCCUCAUGAAUACGACUGCUAUAAGUCGUAUUCCUUCGAUUUCUGAGGAGUUUUACUUUGAUUUUGCUAACUUUCCAGACAUUCUGAAUGUUAAUGGAUUGAAUGAAAACAUCUUGAUUGGCGAAAGAUCUAUUUCAAAUGCCUUUGACAUGUCUUUGUUGGAAAUAAAUCCAAACUAUCCUGCUGUCCAAGAUUUUGUGAACAACUUGCCAGCAGACGUCCCUAUACUUACUAUUCAAGAAGUGAUGCCUAAGGAUACCAAAAUCAUUAAGAAGAAGGCAUAUUUUCAGACUUUUCCCAGGAAAACCAUUUCUGAAGUUUUUGAAGCCACUGAAGUUGGUAAGUGCAAUGUUAUUUGUACUAUCUUGAAAGUGGACACAGACUAUGCUUGGUAUUUCUUUAGCUGUCUUAAGUGUAGCAAGACAGCGUAUAAGAUACCAAAAAUUGAAAAUGAGACUGUCAAAAAAGGGAAGAAGCCAUUGUUUUGGUGUACAACAUGUAAGGAAGAUACUCCUAAGGUCUUACCAAGGUACAUGUUAAACCUUGCAGUGAUGGAUAACACUGGAAAUACUAUGUGUAAGUUGUUUGACAAAACAGCAGCUGAGAUCAUCGGAGUGUCUGCAGAGGAUCUUUUGGAAGGGAAUUGGGAUGAGAUAAAGGAUCCAACUAAUUUGCCUGGACCUGUUAAAGAUUUGGUUGGGAAGACUUUCCAGUUUGUGCUCAGUAUUGGAAAGGAGAACAUCAAUGAAACAGAUGACACAUACAAGGUGUUCAACGUCUGGUUGGGUAAUGAUUUAUACGAUCUUGAUAAUGUUGAAGAAUCCGAGAACCAGAUUGAUCAAGCUAAUGAUCUGUCUAUUGAUCAGACAGAUAACACAAAGCGUUCUAGGUCUCGCCACAAUGAUGAAAACAGAAACCCAAAUAUCAAUCAUGAAGGUCCUACCAGUAAUGUUCAAGUAAAAGGAAUUUUCAAUCGAUUGUUAGGAGGAAUCAGUAACAUACCAGGCAAUGAAAAUGAAGUCUCUGCUUCUACUGUUGUUGUUCCUUCUUCUUCUAUAAAGAGAAGACAUGAAAUCGGUACUUCUACCAAUUCUCUAAGAUCAGCAAAGAAAAAUGCAAGGACACAGAUCAGACCUGCUCAAGUAUUGCAGAAUAUUACAAACACAACAAAUCCUGACAGUGAGGUUGUCCAAACACCUCUGAAUCCAAAAAAGGUGCCAGAAAAGAAUCCAAAAAAGGUGCCAGAAAAGAAUCCAAAAAAGUUGAGUCCUCCAUCUGUUAACAGCAAAAAAGCUACUAAGGGUAUUAUACUUACAAAUCCAAGAAACUCUUUGAGGUUUGCCAAGUCUUUGUCAAAAGAGAAACAAACAACAAAGAAGAGUUGUUUAGGAAGUAGUGAAGGACACUCUGAUGGAGUCCUGCAUUCAGAAGAAGAAGCCGAAAUUAAUAUGACUGAUCAUCAAAAUGACAGAGCUGCGGAGGAAAAACUUGAACAGGUUUACGAUUGUAGUAGUGCAUAUGACACUGAUUCUGAAGCAUCAGUUGAUUAUGAAUGCAUAGAAGAUAUCCCAAUUUAAGUCAAGCAAAGAUACGAGUUUUUAACAUUGUUAGAUGAAAGUUUGACUAAAGCUUUUGUAGAAAAAAAAACUACAAACGUUUCUAGCAGAAAGAAACAACAAACAGGUACUAUCUAAUCGGAUAAACUUUGAAUCUUUUC